Meloidogyne enterolobii is the source of this 825-nucleotide messenger RNA. The record is from the annotation of a GenBank genome assembly. NCBI's taxonomy places the organism in Eukaryota, Metazoa, Nematoda, Chromadorea, Rhabditida, Meloidogynidae.
AUGGAUGACCAACAACAACAACAACAAAUAAAUACAACAAAUUCUUCUCACCAAAUUUUAUCUCCCCCAAAUACAACAACUACAGCAUAUACACAAUUAAGAAGUGUAGUAGCCCCACAACAAUCAUCAACAACAACAGCGACAAACUUUUCUCCUUUACAACAACAAUUGGGAGGAAAUGAGGGUUUUGGACACCAAGUACAACAACAAACACAGCAACAAAUAAAUAAUAAUAAAAAAAUUAUUUAUUCUCCACAACAUAACAAACAACAACAGUGGAUGAAGAACCCAAGUCCUUCAAUGGCAGCACCCCCAACUCCUCUCCAUCACUACCAACAACAAUCACAGCAACAACAACAAUUUAUACCUUUGCAUCACUCACAAUCUGAACAUUCAAUUUUACAACACAAUUCGCCUACAAUUUUACAACAAUUAAAUUCAGCCCCGUUGGCUACAACAAAUGUUUCUACAACAUCCUCUCCUUCAAAUGAAAGCGUUGAACAACGUCAACAACAACAAAUUUCGAACAAACAAAAUUAUAUUCAGCAACAACAAUUUCAACAAAAACAUCGUCCAAUAGAAAUGUUGUAUUCUCAAAACAACAAUAGAAACAUUCCUCUCCAACAUGAAACUUCAGAAACUCCAACAGAUAUUGGAACAACAAACACUGGAAACAUUGUUUUACAACUACAACAAAACACGCAGCAACAACAAAAUUAUCCUUCGAGUUCAUCAGGACCUAUUCGUAUAAAACAAACAAAGUUUGUAGUUAUGAACUUAUUAAACAUGGGAAAAACAUUUAUUGAAACAUUUAUUAGAACAUGA